CCACCGUCGACGUCCAUCCGGAAAAUGUGAAUUUAAUAUUUCCCGGUGCUUUUUGGCACUUUUUUUGCACAACUUCUGCUUGCACUCGUCGGACAUGGGACGUCCCAAAAGCCACUCUAAAGACACGACUCGUCUUCUGAUACGCUGCUGCAGCACCCAGUAAAAAAAAAAAAAAAAAACUCCUCCAUGCACGCAUCCACCACGACUGCAAAAAGGAGAAGCACGUCAACGCUCGUUCUUUUCGCACAGCCCACCUUCAGCGACCAUGACGGCGAAGAACCGACAGAAGAGCAACGCCGGCGGCGAUAAAGCCCCGGCCGCCGCACCGCCGGCGCACAAGGAGGAAAAGUCCCAGAAAAGUAACGGGGUGAGCGGCUCCGCGGGCGGCCAGGGGCAAGCGCGCAAACCGGCGAACCAGGGGAGCUCGGGCACCCCGGCCUCUAAGGGGAACUCGGGGACCCCGACCCCUAAGGGGAACUCGGGGACCCCGUCCCCUAAGGGGAACUCGGGCACCCAGUCCCCUAAGGGGAGCUCGGGCACCCAGUCCGCUAAGGGGAACUCGGGCACCCAGUCCCCUAAGGGGAGCUCGGGCACCCAGUCCGCUAAGGGGAGCUCGGGCACCCAGUCCGCUAAGGGGAGCUCGGGCACCCAGUCCGCUAAGGGGAGCUCGGGCACCCAGUCCGCUAAGGGGAGCUCGGGCACCCAGUCCGCUAAGGGGAGCUCGGGCACCCAGUCCGCUAAGGGGAGCUCGGGCACCCAGGCCGCCCAGGCGCAGUCUCGCACCCCGGCCAAGAAGAGCGGCGGUUGCCUGGGGACCCUGGUCUCGGUCCUCUUCUACGGGGCCAUGAUCGCGGGCGCCGCCCUGGCCGCCUUCCACUUGCAGAAGGUGGUCGAGGAGAUCCGCCACACCAGCGCCAAACACGCGGAAAGCGCGCAGAGGAGCGCCGAGCUCGGCGGCAAAAUGGAGAGCGUCGUCCAACAGGUGGCAUCCCUGAAGGGCGUGGUGGACAGUCUGGAGUCGUCAAUGGGGGCUACUCGGGUGGAGCUGAAGGACGCCGUGGUUCGGAUGGCGCGGGGUGAGGAGGAGACCAGGCGGCUGGAGGAGGCCCUCCAGAAGCUCCAGAAGGACCUCCUGAAGGAGCUCGCCGAGGGCAUCAGCGAGGUGAAGGAAGCCCGAGAGCGCGACUUCUCCUCCCUGGAGACGACGGUGGAGCAGCGUCUGGAGGAGGUGAGCCGCUCGGUGCGCUCCAGCGUGGCCGAGUUCACGGGCGCCCAGGGCGAGGCCCAAAGCCAGCUGGCCGACCUCCAGGCCCGGCUGGGCGGCAUCGAAGACCCCGCCAUGGUCAAGCAGGAGCUGGCCGCCAUCGUGGAGGUGGUGGCCGAGAUCAGGGCGGCCAAGCAGGACGCCGACUCCACCGCCGAUUCCAUCCGUGAGCAGAUCAACUCGGUGAGGGAGGAGCUCCGGACGCGCAGCCAGGAAGUGGCAUCGCUUUCCCAGGAAGUGGAAUCCGUCAGGUCGGUGGUGCAGGACACGGUGGGAAGUCUCAAGCUGUCCGUGUCCGCCACCCAGACGGACGUCCAGGCCCUCAGGGACCAAACCGGCCCCCUGCUCGGCGGAUGGGAGCAGGCGGCCGAGGGCGUCCGCGACGUGGAGAGGAAGCUCGACGAGGUCGCCGCCCAGAUGCAGAAAAGAGCGGACGACGUGGAAGCCCGACUCAAAGCCUCGGAGGAGAGCGGGGAGUCCGCCGUCGCCAAGGUGGAGUCUCUGCUCUCCCAGUACGACACCCAGGAGAGCGCUCAGGUUGGGAAGGCCCCCUCCGAGAGGGAGCUGGAGGCCCUGAGCGAGCACCUGGAGGAGCUCCGGACCAACGUGGCGGCCGUCGGGGAGGCGCAGGACUCUCUGGCCACCACGGACUCGCUCAUGGCCCAGCGGGUGGAGGAGCUGGAGAGGCUGGCGGCCGAGGCGGGUGCCGAGAACGCCGCCAAGCUGGAGGAGCAACAGGGAGCCAUCGCCUCCAUCCAGACGGCCUUGGAGGAGGCCGCCCGGACGCUGGCGGCUUUGUCCGAGGCCGCCGCCCGGGCGCAAGAGUAGCAGCACCACCGCAAACCACAAAACAUUCUGUUCUUUGGUAGUAACUUGACGUUGCACACGUAGGACGAGACCAGAUGGAGGAGCUGGACUGGCUGAGCUGUGAAUUCAACACUCAAUCUGCACUGUUAGUUUCAUUUACUUUGUUUUCCAGCCUGCGCCAAAGAUGUUGUUUUUGUUUUUUAAAGUCAAAAGCAGUAAAGCUCUUGUUGAGCACGACGUUGUUUACUUUUGUGGCUGUUUUACAAUAAAAACACUCGUUGACCUAAA
This is a messenger RNA of Syngnathoides biaculeatus (alligator pipefish), 2359 nucleotides long. Its product is annotated as cytoskeleton-associated protein 4-like. The transcript is spliced from 2 exons. NCBI's taxonomy places the organism in Eukaryota, Metazoa, Chordata, Actinopteri, Syngnathiformes, Syngnathidae. The coding region runs from base 266 to 2092 and encodes 608 amino acids. The record is from RefSeq and is a predicted model, not a curated record.